UGUCUAGUUGGCCGGUGACCUGUAAUCCACGUGGACUGAUUUUUAAAAAAAUAUUUACUCUCUCACAAAAUGGAUAGCAGAUUUACCCGAAAUCUACCAAACGCCCCAUAUCCUUAUUCUCUCUUGAACCGAGCCAAACCCAACCCCCAAAUCCCUUCUUCUAUCUUGAACCAACCCCAAAUCCCUUCUUCACCCUUUAACCAAACCCCAAAUCCCUUCUGCUCUCUUGAACCAAACCCUAACUCCUUUCACCUUCUUUCACAGCCACAAUUCGCGAGGGGAGCUGGCAGUGAAAACGAGAGAGGUGGCCCGAGCUUAGAGGAGCUUUCAGAGGAGCUUUCCCAGCAUUUAGCUACAAAGCAUGAGCAUCGGUUGCCCUUGCUCUCUCACGCCUUGAACUUGGACAGUUGGGGUGACAUCAUCAAAUGCCCCGUUGAUAGACGAGAAGUGAGGUCGGGCAACUCAGACGGGAUGUUGGCUGUUGACGUUUCAGCAAUACGUGAUCCGUUAAGGUGAAAGAGUGGGUCGCUGCUCUCUGUGUGUCUGAAGUCCCUGUUAGGGUUAACGCCCAAUGGCCUUCUCAACGCCAUCCCUCUUAUCUUCCUGCUCCGCUUAUAGACUUAAUCCUCUUCUCUUCUCUCAUCGCCGUCUCAGAAUUAGACUUUCUCAUUCUCACUUGAAACCUAGAUUUUUUGCUGUUGCUGCUAGAGAGAAUGACGUUUUUACUUCACCAGAGACAGCAAAGUCCUUUGAUUUUACUUCAGAAGAAAGGAUAUAUAAUUGGUGGGACUCUCAAGGAUAUUUUAAGCCAAAUUUGGACCGGGGAAGUGAUCCUUUUGUCAUUUCGAUGCCUCCUCCUAAUGUUACUGGUUCACUGCACAUGGGGCAUGCGAUGUUUGUGACUCUUGAGGAUAUCAUGGUUAGAUACCAUCGGAUGAAAGGAAGACCUACACUCUGGAUUCCCGGGACUGAUCAUGCUGGUAUUGCGACUCAGUUGGUUGUGGAAAGAAUGCUUGCAUCUGAAGGAAUAAAAAGGGCUGAAUUGAGUAGAGAUGAGUUCACAAAGCGAGUUUGGGAGUGGAAAGAGAAGUACGGUGGAACCAUUACAAAUCAGAUUAAGAGACUUGGGGCUUCCUGUGAUUGGACAAGGGAACACUUUACCCUUGAUGAGAAGCUAAGUUGGGCUGUAAUUGAGGCCUUUGUUAGGCUUCAUGAGAGAGGCUUAAUUUAUCAAGGGUCUUACAUGGUCAACUGGUCUCCUAACCUACAGACUGCAGUUUCAGAUUUGGAAGUUGAAUAUUCUGAAGAACCUGGUACUCUCUAUUAUAUUAAGUAUCGCGUUGCUGGAGGUUCAAAGAGUGACUAUUUGACAAUAGCUACAACACGCCCGGAGACUUUAUUUGGAGAUACCGCCAUUGCAGUACAUCCUCAGGAUGAUCGCUAUUCUAGGUAUAUUGGUAGGAUGGCAAUUGUGCCAAUGACAUUUGGCCGUCAUGUUCCUAUUAUUUCUGACAGGUAUGUUGAUAAAGACUUUGGAACUGGUGUGCUGAAGAUAAGCCCUGGUCAUGAUCAUAAUGACUACCUUCUUGCUAGAAAACUUGGUCUCCCAAUACUUAAUGUGAUGAAUAAGGAUGGGACACUUAAUGAGGUUGCUGGACUGUACUGUGGCCUUGAUCGGUUUGAGGCACGGAAGAAACUGUGGUUAGAUCUUGAGGAGACAGGUUUGGCUGUUAAAAAGGAGCCUCAUACAUUACGAGUUCCCAGAUCCCAGCGUGGUGGAGAAGUAAUAGAGCCUCUAGUGAGUAAGCAGUGGUUUGUAACUAUGGAGCCAUUAGCUGAGAAGGCUCUUCAAGCAGUUGAAAGAGGAGAAUUAACCAUUAUGCCUGAAAGAUUUGAGAAGAUUUAUAAUCACUGGCUAUCAAAUAUUAAGGAUUGGUGUAUAAGCAGACAACUAUGGUGGGGACAUCGCAUACCAGUUUGGUAUAUUGUUGGAAAAGACUGUGAAGAAGAAUAUAUAGUUGCUAGGAAUGCCAACGAAGCUCUUGAGAAGGCUCAAGAGAAGUAUGGAAAAGAUGUGGAAAUUUAUCAGGAACCAGAUGUUCUUGAUACUUGGUUUUCAAGGUUUGUUAUCCAUGAAAUUUAGCAUUUGUUCGUUCUU
This is a messenger RNA of Vitis riparia (riverbank grape), 2158 nucleotides long. Its product is annotated as valine--tRNA ligase, chloroplastic/mitochondrial 2-like. The coding region runs from base 572 to 2143 and encodes 523 amino acids. The record is from RefSeq and is a predicted model, not a curated record. Gene Ontology annotation, cellular component: cytosol. Gene Ontology annotation, molecular function: valine-tRNA ligase activity; aminoacyl-tRNA deacylase activity; ATP binding. The transcript is spliced from 16 exons. Gene Ontology annotation, biological process: valyl-tRNA aminoacylation. Lineage: Eukaryota; Viridiplantae; Streptophyta; Magnoliopsida; Vitales; Vitaceae.